AUGCUGCGUUUGGUCCGUUGUAAAGCUUGUGAUCUUCCCCAGCUUUUGAGCAGCAAUACAGCUUGGGCAGCAGUCCCCGUUCUGCGAAGCUGCAAAUGUGUCAGGAUGCCCCAACCCAUGGGCUUAGGGAUCGCUGGUGAUGGCCUCAGAGCUGCUCCCAAGUACAUCCGGCUCUCUCAAAAGAGUGCGCACCAUCAGCGCAGAGCAAUUCUCGGGUUUUGUUUGUGA
Molecule: messenger RNA, 228 nt
Organism: Klebsormidium nitens
Lineage: Eukaryota; Viridiplantae; Streptophyta; Klebsormidiophyceae; Klebsormidiales; Klebsormidiaceae
Source: the annotation of a GenBank genome assembly